AUGGCGCUCCAUGUUGACCCAUUGAAACGCGAACUUUUGGAAGCCAGAAUUCAGGGCACACGGAGUCCUAACGUUGUGACGCAAACGGGAAAGUCACCGGAUGCCAAUUCCAACCAGCUCUCAACAGAUGAUCGAUUUAAAUAUGGUACUUCUUACGACUCCGUACAAAAUACCGGUGAUGUUGCCUCUAUGGACAUACCGAUUCCCAACGUGAUAUCAGCUCACUGCACCACAUCGUUGACAAAACCUCAUGAUGGACAUCCCAAUCCAGCCACUGUAGCUAAUGUUGUUAAUUCUACUCUUCCAAAUCCAUUCCAGACGACAGCCAAUCCGGAAUAUAUGAAUUUUCCUUUAAUUAGUCAAAGCGAUGACCAAUGCACGAUAAGGCCUGAAAACCCUGGUUCUAACCCCUGUAGGGCUCUUGACUCUCUCCCUUCCUCCAGUCAGCAGGUCGAAGUGACUGUACAACCUCCCAGUAAUCAUGCUGAAGAAAACAGCCGCAGUGUCAGCAGUCUUAGCGGAGACGGUAACUCCAAUAAAGGUGUCGUUGGCCUUCAAAGUCAUCCGCAGAACGUUGCUGCUUAUGUUCCCCCACUCCAUGGCACUAGUCGUCAAACCAACAUUGUUCCUUAUUCCACCAGUAGUGCACUUUCUAAUCAAUCUCUCUCUUUUGAUAUUGGAUGUCAAUCCAUCCCCAUGCUACCUCCAAAUGACUCCCCCGCGGUUGUUACCACAUCUCCCAAAAAGGCUAGAAACCUCUCCGGCGCCCCCGUAGCAUCAUCAUCAUUGCAGUUUGUGAGUCCUCAACGGUGUAGCAUAUUGAGUUCGCCGAAUGCGCCUCAGACCGUUCAACCCCCCACACCUCGUGGCAGCAUACGUCGGAAGCGAAAAGGCGUCCUCUUCGAUGAGCCGGGGGUUCCACAACCUAAGCGUUCCACCAACAGAGGUAGUAAACGGAUCGAUGAGAUCUUUAAGACUCCCCAAACUGGUUUGCUUGCGCAGAGCAUUGAAGAACCCCAAAAUGAACAUAAUGCUAAAUCCGAUACGGUUGUAUCCGCACCUCGACAAAUACUAUCCCCUGGCCGCGGUGGAAGCAACAGUUGUGUUACGAGUCCGAGCGAUAGCUCGAGCGAAGCCAUUCCGCAAAAUGGUCCCGCUCCUGGCGUCAGUGUGAUCUGCUGCAGCGCCUCUGUGCAGACCGAUCCAGACACUGGCACCUCAUCUGCUCCCGCUGUGUUAACUUCCACAGCCCCGCUUCAUCAGGGCGCUACUAUCUCGGGGUCAUCCAUCAAUCUCGUUGAGAGUUUGCAACGGCGGAUUUCGGAGCUCGAGUUGGAGAACAGCGCUCAAAAACAGACUAUCGCACUUGCUAAUGAGCAUAGUCUCAAAUCACGACAAAUCAUCCAAGAUCUCCUCAUUGAAAAGAGUCUCCUGGAGCGAAAGACCACUCGACAAAAGGUAAUGGAUGACCGAUUACGACUUGGUCAAUUCCUCACUCAGCGACAGGGUGUUCACUUCGAAGAGAAGUGGGUUGAGGGGUAUCGAUUUAAGGAACUCGAUGCUCGUCGGAAAAGUAUUGAAGGCAUUCGAGAGGAAAUUGAAAGGAAACGGAAGCAAUGGAACAAACGGAAACCAGGAUCUGAGAACAAAAAAAAUAGCAAAGCCCGUUGGGAGGAGGUUUCAGUAGAUGCGUUUUACGAACAAAUAGAGAUAUAUGAUCUCCGAAAGCAGAUGUUAGCAAAGGAAGACAAGGAGAUCCAAAGUGAGCUUGAGCGUCUUGACAGGGAGCGGAACUUGCAUAUUCGUGAAAUCAAACGAAUAGCCAACGAGGAUGCAUCACGGUUUAAGGACCAUCCCCUAUUAAAUGAACGCUACUUGCUGUUGAACCUGCUUGGCAAGGGCGGGUUUUCAGAAGUUCACAAGGGUUUUGACCUGCAAGAGAACCGCUAUGUUGCUUGCAAAAUACAUCAACUUAAUCCGGCUUGGCCUAAAGACAAGAAGGAUAACUACAUAAAGCAUGCCCUCCGUGAAAUUGAAAUACACAAGACUCUCAACCACCAGCGGAUAGUCAAGGUGUUCGAUGUCUUUGAUAUUGACCACGACGCGUUCUGCACUAUUCAGGAGUACUGUGAAGGUAACGACUUGGAUUUCUUCCUGAAACAAAACAAAGUGAUACCGGAGCGUGAGGCGAAGUCGAUAAUUUGUCAGGUCAUUUCCGCUCUCAAGUAUUUGAAUCAACGAAAACCCCCCGUCAUCCAUUAUGACUUGAAACCAGGCAAUAUUCUACUUGGUUCGGGCGAACUGUCUGGCGAGAUAAAGAUAACCGAUUUUGGUCUGAGCAAGCUGAUGACAGAGGAUUUGUACAACCCUGAUACCGGUAUGGACCUAACCUCACAAGGCGCUGGUACCUAUUGGUAUCUUCCUCCCGAGUGCUUUGAAACUGGCCACGAACCUCCCAAAAUUUCCUCCAAGGUGGACAUCUGGUCUGUGGGCAUCAUCUUCUUCCAGUGCCUCUUCGGAAAAAAGCCUUUCGGCCACAAUAUGUCGCAAGCGGACAUUCUGCACCAGAACACCAUCCUUCAUGCUCGCUCAAUUGCGUUUCCCUCCACACCAAAAGUCAGUGAUGGAGCAAAGGAGUUCAUCCGAAAAUGCUGUACCUACCAAAAAGAACUCAGGCCGAAUGUGUUCCAGCUGUACAAUGAUGAUUACCUCAAGCCCAAAGCACAACUUAAACACAGUGUGGAUGUUGGAUCCCUCCCCGGUCCGACAGGUAUUCCUCCGUCAACCAACAAUUUAGUUGCCCAGGCAUUGUCUGGGGGUCAACAGCAAGCGUCCGGUGCUAACCAGUCCCAAGCUGGGGCUAGCGGAACCAGUGCUGGCUACAUCCCAAACGCCGCUUUGGGGAUUUUCGGGUCUGCCUCGGCAGUGCCUGAGCCCAGUUGGUGCGCAGUCAGCCUCGUGGUGAAGCAAGACAAGAGUGCUGAUAUUUGUGUGAGGGCCUUCACUCAUGCACUGGUUGGUGCGCGUGCAAAGGUCGAAGCCGUCGUUGGGUUGGAGUCUGACCUACGACAGAACCGCAGGGUAGCUCACUUUGGCCGAAAUCUCAUGUGGACUGGAGCAUGUCUCGAGGCUUCUGCGUUUGCUCGCAGCGUGCGCUUCACCAGCACUGUUGCACCACAUAAGUACUUGGGCGUGCACCCAUCCAAGGUCUACGUGGUCACAAGCGUCUCUACACCAGACGACCUCGCUUAUGACGUCACCGUCCAACUUGAUCAUAUGGCUUGGUGCGUUGAGAUUUCCCAAUACGUCUGGGCGUUACUCAGCAUUGCCUCCACCGCUUUUGGAAACGUGCAAACAGUCGAGGGUUGCUUAAUGGCUCCCAGAUCGCUGUCAAGAGUAGCUGAAUUGUGA
Messenger RNA from Echinococcus granulosus, 3411 nucleotides. RefSeq names its product Serine/threonine-protein kinase tousled-like protein. Bases 1 to 3411 code for a protein of 1136 amino acids. Gene Ontology annotation, molecular function: protein serine/threonine kinase activity; ATP binding. Gene Ontology annotation, biological process: chromosome segregation; intracellular signal transduction; peptidyl-serine phosphorylation. The record is from RefSeq and is a predicted model, not a curated record. Gene Ontology annotation, cellular component: nucleus. The transcript is spliced from 14 exons. Lineage: Eukaryota; Metazoa; Platyhelminthes; Cestoda; Cyclophyllidea; Taeniidae.